AUGGUCGCUUUGGGCUCAAAGAAGAGUUCACUGCAGGUUAGUCCAGGAGAUGCGCCUGAGGUAGUUCCAGUAUCCGUGCAGAUGCUCACUACAAAAACAUCGUCGAAACCUAAUUCCCCCAAAUCACCGAGAUCUGGGAGGUCCAGCCAUGAUCAAGAUGUGCUCCAGCCUAAAAUCAGUCAAGGCUUGUCUCUAUCAUCGCCCCGCAAAACCGGCCCAUUCGCGUCGAAAUCCUCUCCACCGCUAAGACCCAAGAAGUCCUCAAAGUCACCUUCGCCAUCCAGAGGAAAAUCCAGUUCUUCGAGAAACUCACCUCAGAUGGACGGCGUUGUGUCACCUCCGUCAAGUCUUAAUGGAAAGAAUUCCCUGGAUGCAGAAACUCUCCGAGUUUUUGAUCCUGAGACUAUGCGAAUUCGUCAAAUUGUAUCAGGAUACGGUGCGGAAAACGGUUCUGUUGAAGGGCCUUGGGAUUACGAACCUGGACCGCCUUUCACACUCACCGUGGCAGGCGUUUGUGACGCGAAUGAUAUGUAUUACUUUCCAUUGCAAGAGCAAAUUGCCUAUUUGGAAAGCAAGCUAAUCGAUUUGGCAAUGCGAUACAACAAUCUGGAAGACGAACAUCGUGUGGUACGCCAAAGUCACGAGCAUUUGAACCGAACGGUGCGGGAAGCAAAUUUGGUUGCCCGGGAUCAAGUGGUGUUUGAAAACCUCAAGUUGAAAUAUCAACUAGCAGCGACGGAACUAGAGGACGCGAGAAAACUGAUAAGGGAACUGCGACAGCUGGGGUGGGAAAAUUUGCCUCAACGAAUGCUAUACGAAUGCAAGAAGACUCAUGAUGAAAUGUUUUGGAAUAACAAGGAAGUCUAUUAUAGGAGUCUUCUGCUAAAACGUAGAGAGUUGUUGUUGAGCCUGGCCAUGCUGUACCUUUUUUCACACUAA
This is a messenger RNA of Dicrocoelium dendriticum, 939 nucleotides long. NCBI's taxonomy places the organism in Eukaryota, Metazoa, Platyhelminthes, Trematoda, Plagiorchiida, Dicrocoeliidae. The record is from the annotation of a GenBank genome assembly.